This is a messenger RNA of Amaranthus tricolor (Joseph's coat), 822 nucleotides long. RefSeq lists its product as uncharacterized. The record is from RefSeq and is a predicted model, not a curated record. NCBI's taxonomy places the organism in Eukaryota, Viridiplantae, Streptophyta, Magnoliopsida, Caryophyllales, Amaranthaceae. The coding region runs from base 1 to 822 and encodes 273 amino acids. The transcript is spliced from 6 exons.
AUGCCGGGAAGAUCAACCACCGAGGCAAUUCAUCUUCUGAGGAGAUUGAUGGAAAAGUAUAGGGAGCGAAAGAAGGAUUUGCAUCUGGUGUUCAUAGACUUGGAGAAAGCGUACGAUAGCAUACCACAAAGCCUCGUUUGGGAUAGCCUCAAGAAUAUAGGUAUUUCACGAAGGUACAUUGAGGGAUCAACACUAAGUCCUUUUAUUUUUACCGCCAUUAUGGAGGAAAUCUCUAAGUCCAUCUGGGAGAUCGUACCAUGGUGCAUGCUUUUCACCAACGAUAUAGUUUUGGUCGCAAAAACCAAAGAGAAGGCUAAUAGUAAAUUGGAAGAGUGGAGGGAAGCCUUGGAGGGAUCGAUAGGGGAACCAAAGGUGACCAUAGGGGGAGAAGUUGUUGCAUGUACGUCCAAGUUCAAAUACUUGGGAUCGGUGAUUCAGAGUAAUGAAGAGAUUGAUGGAGACGCCAGCAUUGUUGUAUGGGACAGAAUGUUGGCCCGUAAGAAGUUUUUCGAACAAAGGAUAGAUGUAACAGAAAUGCGUAUGCUGAGGUGGAUGUGUGGUAAUACUAUGGUAGAUAAGACAAAAAACCAAGAGUUCAGGGAGAAGUUAGGGGUUGCACCUUUCUCCGCAAAGAUGCGGAAGAACGGGUUGAGAUGGUUUUCUCUCCCUUUGAAGACCUUUCACGAGUCGAGGGACUUUUUGACCGCACUCUCCUAUAUAAGUGAUGGUGUUGUCUUGGCUUCUGUAUUCACAAAGAAGAUCAAAAAGAUUCCUUCUAAGGAUCAAAAUGACAAUCCUCAACAAUCAAAGAUGGCUAAUUAA